UACAGGGGGCGAGUACAGCUUUUCCGUAUGACGUUGUUUUCGUGUGUAGAAGAGAUCUGAAGAAUUAUCAGUUUGGUUUGGAAAGUAUGGACUUGCUCUGAGUACAGUGUUCUCCAGAUAUUUCGCACUCAACCGACUUAUAAGAACAAUUGCAAUGAGGACAGAUGUUAGCGAAUAUUAUUUGGAAAGGCAUCUUCAGAAAGCAGUUGUGCCGAAAAAUAAUUGGAUCUGAACCAGUUACGUUUGCAUCUAAACCAGUUACGUGAAUUUAAUGAGAAUGGAUCAAGUUGGACAAGGACGAGCGGUUUCUUUUCCGACUCAGAUAAGACGGGAAGUUAGUCUCGAUUCACAAGGUCAAGGGUCAGUAUGUUCUUUGGGAAAUUCAAGACUAACCCUUUGUUCCCGGGAUACUCCAGUGUCUUUUAAAUCGGCAUCGUUUGAUCUUGUAGACGAGAGUAUACAGGUUGAUCUUUCAGCAGACACUAUUACGUAUGACUCAGAUGAUGAAAUGGUAAAGAAAAAGGGAACGUUUCUUCGCAACAAAAAAGGGCAUCCUAUUUAUUCUAGAGAAGAUAUCAGAGAGCAGUAUUGCAUCACUAAGAAAGAACUGGAAGUCUUAGAAAAUGCCAAAGCGGGUCGUUUAUUUGGUUGUUUAGCAGGACAGUCAAGUAUUUUCUGCGGUAGUAGUUCGUCCAUAUUUUCUUGCAUGGUGAAAAAAAGGCCUUCGAAUAAGGACAAUUUUAACAAAUCUUUACCUUUCUUGAGACCUAGUUCGUGGGCAAAUUAUCAUACUGAAAAUCGUCCUGAUCUUAGUAGGGCCAAAGAGGAAAAAACUCUCAGUGGCGCUGGGAACUUCUCCGAUGAGGAUGAAUUUGUAAAGACUGGUUUUCGUCGGAGACCUAAAUCCUUUUGUCCUUCAGACUCCAAAUUUCGAUUGUCAUUGCUAGAUGCCGAGAGUGAAGGCACAAAAAAUCAGCUAAACGGUCCACAUUUCGAAAAGUCAGAGAAUCAGUUGAGUUCUAGUCAUUGUAGUGUAGAUAGUGAAUUUGUUCCUGGAGGGCUGGGUUUUACCAGACCGUCACAGUUACAACUGGAAAACAAAGCGAGAUCUUCUUUUACGCCAAGUCAAAGCGUGGAUGCUCUGAACGAAGAUUUUGGAAAGAAACGGGAUGUUUAUGAGUCUCGAUUGGAAAAAAGAACAUCCAAAACUCCUGAUUUCUCUCUGGAUGAGCGUAAGCAGAAACAUGUUAGUUUCGAAUCGGCUUCUUUGGUGCGCAGUAAUACUAUUGGUGAACUGAAAAUGUUAGAUACAGGAAUCACGUCCUUUUCUACUGUAACAGGUGCUCAAAGAAAGAGUUCUUCUAAUUUAGAACAAAAUAGGUCACACGAACGUCUUUUAGAUAUGUCUUUGAAGUCUCCAGUUGAAUCACUGGACCGUUAUUCGAGAGACCUUAAAUUAUCAAACAGCCAGUCAUCACAGACUGACACAGGAGGCGGGAUCAGAAACUAUUUUCUAUCAAGACAAAAGAAAGCCCCUAAGAAGACACAAGCAACACAAACUGACAGUUCAGUUAACAUUUCUUUCAAUAUUCCUGCGUAUUUAACUUUAUCUCCUCGCGCAACUGCUCCAGCUAAGCAGCUGCACAACGGACAUCGUUAUAAUAGUGCAAGUUUUCUGGGUAAAACGCAUUUGUCCUGUGAUAAGCUGGAUAAGGGCGACAGCGAGGAAGAAUUAUUAGAGGUUGACUUAGUCACCAAGCAGCAUCGCACUAUUCGAACUACCAAACAGAAAAGUCUUCAGGAGAAAGAAGCGAUAAAAGCAGAAAGUGAAGAAGAAAUCAUAGUAUCAUUCAAGCCCAAUUCUCCUCCCAAUAAGAACACGGAAAAAAACAGAAGUUCAUACGAUGAGCUAAAUGUUACUAGACGUCAUGAAACGUUAUUUCGUAAACUAUCCCUUGAAAGUACAAAAACUGAUUAUAUGAAACAGCUUUACGAUCCACUUGAAAAACUUCUUCAACAACCAUAUUCUAUUCAGAGAAAAAGUCGUAGCUCACUCCUGCAUUCUAUGGGAAAAUAUUCGAUGGAAAUAGAAAUUUCCACAGGUGACGAUGAAGAGGAAAAACAAAACAGUUUGGAAAUACCAGAAAAUAAAGAAUUAAGCAUGGACGCGCUUCCUACAAGUUCUCCCAAAGAUAUAAAAAAGGAUAUAUCAGAAAGUCACGCUAUUACUUCAGAGGCAGUUUUCACAUCUGAGAAACCGCAAACAAACAUUAUUAGGGAAAUGACAAAAGAACUUAAUGCUAAUACUGAAUCCAGUCAUGACAACCAGACAUCUUCAAUAAAAUACAACUCAGGACAGAGCGAAGACUCCCUAACUGUAACAACAGAAGCUGUUUUACAAAGUGAAGGCUCAUCUCCACAGACUGCUAACAGUGUUUCCACAAUUACAUUGGAUGAAUAUUCCUACGAACUUAACGGUACAGAUGUUACGACAAAUAGUGAAAUUCAUUCACUUCAGAAAGGCAUAAGCUCUCCUGACAGCGAAUCUUCCAGCAGCCAUUUCACUGAACAAGAAACAUCCCAUAGUGAGAUGUCAACCAGCAGUUCCAACUUUACUAUCAAAAGUGAGUUGUCAAACAAAAGUGAAACAGAAUGUGAAGAAAUUAGUGAAAGUUCAGAGUAUGUUACAGCAACUGAACAUUCCAAUCAGGAGAGAGGGAAUCAUAAAGAAGAUUUUGUGAAACUCAUCAUUCAGAGUAACAAUAAUGAUGAGCACCAUAAUUCUUUUGAACCAACCUCUCCAUUACUUAGCGCUUUCACUUCACUAUCUUCAAAAAGUGGUCAAAUCAAAUCUUCUUCUUCAUCUUCUUACAGCCAUGGAAUAAGAGGUAAAAAAGAGUUUACAUCAUUCAAUGCAACUGAGAAACCUGAACAUGUUCUUAUGUACCCCUCAAUGCCCACUGAAACUACUAAACGGUUUAUUUCUAAUAGUUAUUCGAGACGUUCUGACACUUUCGACUCUUCAGAAGAAUCAACAAAAAAAGAGUUAGUCAGUUCCGACUCUGAACUUGGAGAAAUUCCAGAAAUACCUAUGUAUGAAGCAGCACAAGGGGACGAACUGGAUAAUCCUGGUGACGUUACUCCUGUACCAGAACCUUCCCCAGAGCCAUCUAGUAUGCAAGAUCCAACAACUGUUAUUGAAAACAGAAGUGAAGGAACGUCAGGAGAUCUAGUGGAGUCAUUACACGAUUCUUUAGGUUGCCUGAAAGAAAGUAUGACUGACUCUGAUUCACAGGAAAUUGAAACAAAACCCGUGCUUGAAAAAGAAUCGAAGAACGAAGUAUUUGAUAACACGAAAAAAGAAACAAUAAAAACUGCUGAAGAGUUCUCAUUAAGUGGAAACUUCACAAGUAAUGAAGAUAGUAUCUGUAAUCAAACAAUCACAAAAGUUAUGGUGCCUGGUGUUUCGAAUAAAGUGGAUGAGGUAUCAAAUCAGCUUUCUUAUCAAAAUGUGGAUAAGCUUUCAUCUUCUUCAGAAUGCAUUCUUUCCGAAACAACUACGCCGAGUAUUGACAGCAGCACAUCUGGAAGUUUCAUAUUGGACAGUAGUGUUGACCAGAGGGAAGAAUCAGACAUAAAACUAAUGAAAAAACUUGAAGAUUACAGUGAGGGCGUUGAAGGUUUAGGUCAAAUAAAUCAGUUUGAUAAGUAUCAUCAUGGAUCGAACCAAGAAAUUCUAAAAGUUGGAAUUUCUCAGACUAAAAGUUCAGAAAGCAUAGCUACAGACAAAGACACGCCAUCAGAGGUAAUGUCGAGUACGACCGAGUCUCCUGCCGCAGCAGACAACCAGAGCUCCCACUCUAACUCUACUAGUCAUUCUCGAGAAAACGAAGGUGCCAUACCAAAACAAAAGGACCUCUCUCAAAAACACUUUUCUGUGCAUCAGGAUAUCGCAACAUUUCGUCAAAGAGACAAAGAAAAGGCACGGCGCUCUGCUGUAACACCAACAGGCUCUUGCGUUCAUCACUGUGUAAUGAUGGAUGAACAACGAAAAAGAUGCCCUGCUUCUAAACUACACUUGUGUGUUAGAAAAGUUGGUCUAAGAGAUGAUUUUCGUCGAUAUACAUGUAACUAUUGUGGAGAUAAGAUUAGUCUACAUGAUCAAAUUUCCACACCAUCUGGUAGCUGUGAAAGGCAAUUCUGGGAACCAACUUUAAUUCACGAUGUCCAGCCUAUAAUUCGACAUGCUCCAGACAAAGAAAGAUCGAAACCUACAGUAAGUGAAUAUUAUGGAAGACCACUACCUCGGUAUUCUUGCCAUCCACGAUGGGGUGACACUGUCGGAAGUCUAGAAAAGGGGGUGCUUGAAGAUGAAGAGGAAGAUGCCGGGCUUCAUCUAGACAGCUAUUGCUCCAACUUCUGGAUCUACGUCGGUCCAAAAGAAGAAUUAGCUGUUUGGAAUCAGAACAAUGAUGAGUCUGUACAGUCAGCCUCAUCUAUAUCAACUAGUAAACCAUCUCUACAGCGUUCUGAAUCUACUGAAUCCACUUUAUCUGAGCGCGAAUUUCGGAAGCAAUACAAAGCUGUUACCCAUCGUAUGAUCCACCGAAAGUCCAGCAUGGAGCUUUACAAACGAAUAUCUAGUCGGAAACUAGAAGUUGACAAACAAGUAACUAUCCAAAGAGACAAUGGAGAGUUUGGGUUUCGUAUCCAUGGAAGUCGCCCUGUUGUUGUUUCUGCAAUUGAACAAGGGACACCUGCUGAUAACUGUGGCUUGGAAGUGGGUGACAUUAUCAUCAGCAUCAACGGUAUUAGAGUUUUGGAGGCUUCACAUUCUGAUGUUGUGAAAACAGCGCACACAGGUUGUGAGACCUUAUCCUUAGAAUUGGCUCGUACAUGCCACCUGUUAGCACCUAUUGAGCAACAACCUUCCCAGCACCCUCUACUCUCAGGAUUUCUCCAAAGACUGAGCAUCGGUGGUGACACCAGGCGGUGGUGUAGACGGUGGUUUGUCCUUAAAACUGAUAACUGUUUGUAUUGGUACAAGACCCUUAAGGCGUCAGACUUGGCAGGGGCUCUUGUGCUCCAUAACCACGUCAUCACCAGGGUUCCAGGUUCAGGCUCUCCUAACGCCUUCCGAGUAUCAAGACAUGGUCUACCGCAUCUGUACUUUGCUGCUGACGACGAAGAGACUGCGACCAGGUGGAUUAGUGCCUUGAGCGAUGUUGCCAACAAUGCCUGCCACGUGGAUCCGUAUCUAGAGAGCUAUCUCAGCAAUGUUCAUUCACCAGCUUUGAUCUUCCCAAUACCUGACUGCCAGGGUUACCUUGGAAGACUUGGACACCGAUGGAAAACAUGGAGACGACGAUAUUUUGUCUUAAAAGACGGUUCCUUGUACUUAUAUCUAGACCAAAGUUCUUCAGCCGCAACAGCGAUGUUCCUUCUUCAUGGCUACAAAUUUCAGAGCUGUACUAUUUCGGGCAAGAAGAACACAUUCGAAGCCAUACCUCCUGAAACCCGUCUUAAACAUUUAUACUUCCUCGCUGACUCGGAAAACGAUAAGAAAAGGUGGCUUGCGGCUCUUGAAUAUUCCGUCGACCGUUGGAUCAAAAUAGGAUGAAGCGAAAUAACGUUUUUAGAUAAAUAGAUGUAAAAUAAAAGACCCAUAAUACAAGGAAAUCCUGCAAUGUCAUGAUCUGCCGAAUUUACCUUAAUGUUCAAAAAACUCUAUAUUUUAAAAAUGGUUUAAAUGCUUCAGUUUGAAUACAUUGAAAAUUUUUAUGAAAAUGUUUUUAAUAUUUAAAGUUUACCACUCCACGCUCAGUCUCGUUUAGUUAUUAUUUUGAAAAAAAUUGUUCGAAGUGAGAUGUCUUUAAGGCGAACACAAUCGUGGACAAAAGUAGAAGGAAGAUUAACUUUCUUUAACUGGCUACUUAAUACCAGCAAUGUGAAAAUGUAUAAUUUAACCGUAAUAUAUAUAGAUCCUGAAUCUAUUACAUUUGAACUUUCAUAACUCACAAAACUUUUAAAUACAAGAAAGUCGUGGUUCUCACACAUAUCCUUGACUUACAUUUUUACAUAAAAGGAAAAGUUAAAAUUAGUAAUGAAAAUCAGAAAGUCUGGAAAAGCUAUACCACACACUUAUCAAUCAAGUUUUGUUUGCAAAACAUUUAGGAAAUGAUAAUAAAGACGUUUUUCAGCGACGUAAGAAGCAAAAUGGACCUUUACUUAUAAUCUUUCCAAGUUAAAAUGUCGAUUUAUUGAAGGUUUUAAAGGAAGCUCAUUUUGCAGAAAGAAAAAAAUACUGGCAUUACUCGAUUUUUUCUGAAGCGCAGCUGACGUCGUCAUGAUAAAAUACUGAUAUUUGAGCUGCUGGUGUUUUUGAGUGGACGACCGAUUGUUAAAGAAAGCUAACAUAACACUACCAUGAUCGGAGAGCUAAGACUAUCGCUAAUACAAAUACCUCUAAGUAUAAUGUUAAAGAAUAUGAGCUCCUACCAGAUUGUUUUUGAGUCUGCGUUUUUAUUUCUGUUCUAAAUGUUUGGCUUUGGCACUUCUCACAUCUCCUCACCCCCGGUGGCAUAGCGGUAAGUCUGAAGGCUUAUAACGCUAAAAUCUUGGUUUUGAUACCCGUAGUUGGCACAGCAUCGAUAACUCAUUGUGUAGCUUUGUACGUAACUACAAAAAAAAACUUCUACCAGAGGCUCUCGUUCAAUUUGUAUCAGAAUUACGUGUAUCAUUUUAGCAUGCUUGGGGUAAAAAUAUAAAAUAAAACGUUUGCUGCUUUAAUUUACGAGGCAUAUUUUAUUAGCUUAAAUUUUAUUACCUUAUGUGGCCAAAUCUUAAUACUUAGUAUUAACAUUUUCUAGUAUCUUUGUUGGAUUUCCCGCAAAUCUACAUGAUGGUCAUCUACGUUAGCCGUCCGUGGCUUUGAAGAGAUAGAGACUAAAGGGAAUGAAGAUAGUCGACACCACCCACUGCCAACUCUGGGGAUACUCUUGUCAGACUGAAUAGUGGGUUUCGAUCAUUUCCCUCAUAACGCACCCAAAACGUGUGCGUUGCGAUUUUUAAUUUAUAUUUUGUGGCUAUCUGGACGCAAACCACAGAACUUCAGCCCAACGGUUAUUUUUGCUUGAUUUGUUUCCAAAUGUAACUGAGGAAAAUGUUUGAUUAAUAUAGCUUUUUUUUUGCACGAUAUUAAGAUUAGGUACAUUUAAUAGUACUAUUUAGUAAAUAUUAAGAUAAUUGGCGACAAAGUACGGAAUUUUAGGAAUUAACCAUCAAAUCUACAAAAUCGUUUAGAUGAGUUCACAAAAUGGUUAUUUGGUAAAACAUAUGUUCACAACAUAUAAAAAACAGUCAAUAAGAUGAAUCAACAAUUACUGAUUGACGCAAUUUUACAGGCAGGUUCCGUUUUAUUUAUGUUUUUAAGUAUUUCAUAAUUCUAACUAAUCGUUAAGCAUCAUUUUAUAAAGACCGGUCGGUCAUUUUGCUUCAUCCGGUAAUAAAGAUGAUUAAAUUUAUUUAAAUCUUCUCUGACCUGUUUUGGAUAAGUGAUGAACGUAGCCACAACGUAUUGUCUCGAGAGGAAAAAUAUCAGUAUAAAGUUAUUUUUGAGUGUAUCUAUUUAAAGAUAAAAUGUUACUAUAUAUUGUGGUUUUCACUGCACUGAUGUUAUUAUUUCAAGCUAAAAUGUUUCAGAAUAAUAUGUAAGCCAUUUGUCAGUUGCAUUUUUCAAAGGCAGAUUUUGCAUACCUGUAAGGUAACAAUUUAGUGCUUCACUACCCUUCAUUGAAUUUUACAAUUUUGAAAUCUGGAGAAGGAGAUGUAGGGGCUGUUUUGGAGCAAAUUAUCCCAUUUUCUGAUUCAUUUUUCAAUAUUUAAUAUAGUAUAAUACAGUUCGAUUCAAGAUAUAAUAAGUAGAUAAAUAUUUAAAUUUUCUAAGAAUUCACAUCGACGUUGAUUAAUUGGAUCUAACAUUUAAAGUAAUUUAUCUUAAACUAUUGAACUACUGUUGUUAUAUAACAAAAGUGUUAUUUGAUAAGACAAAGAAUGUAUGUUUAUAUUUCAUUGUUAAGAGACAUGCUGUAAAGAAAGAUAUACUUAGAUUACCUUAAAAAGUUUGAAAUAUAUUAUCCUUUAUUAAACAAAAGUAUUUAAUAUAGUGCUUCAAUUGAACUAAAUACCAAAAUUAGAACAUAUAUAAAGACUCUCCGAAAAUGCUUACUUAAUUAAACUGAGGACUGAAGAAAGUAACUGGAGAUUUUUUAGACUACUUCAUAAUCUAUUGGAUAUUCAUUGGCUAGGAAACUCUUGUUGAGUAACUUAAUAUUUCUUUUAGGGUCCUGAAUGUUACAGAUAUUUUCUGCUAUUAGAUAAAGGGCAUCGAAGAUGCUACAUCGGACAUAGCAUGGGUGAUUAAACAGUUUCUUUACUUUAAAGACAGUUUAGGCCUCAGUUCAAUUAAUUGACUAUGCUUUUCUAUGACCAUUUCCUACUCUUUUUUUUUAUUUGGCUGAUAAAUAACUUUUACAACUCUGUCCUGAGCACUUCUUCGGUAACAGUGGAUUGAUGGCAUUGCAAGUGACUUGGAUGUAUAGUAAAACUCGUUCUUUUAGUAAUUUGAUUAUUAGGAAGAAAGACCUGUUUUUCUGUGUGGAACAGUUUCCAAGUGUUGCUGAUUACCAAGCUUCUUUUACGGCUAAUAUUUCUUUUGCUGUUGUUGAGUGGUUUCAUUCUUUUUCUAAGUUUCCAAUGUGGCGCGCUUUACUCAUUUUUUAAAAUCAGUCUCAUUUCGUUUUAUUUCCUGUAUUCUACAAGUGUUCAGGUACCUUUGAUUAGUUGGAAAACGCAAGUCCUUUGUCGUAUUUGUGUUCUUGAAUCCCGAUAGGUCUUCCUGUCUCUCCAAUGUAAUUUUACUCACAUUUAAAAAUGUUUUAUUAACUGUUUUUUAUGUUGCGAGCCUGUAGUGUUUUUCUGACAAUAUUUUUUAAAGAUCUCAGGUCCUGAAAUCACUUCUAAUUUUAUUCUUUUACAUACUGUUUGGGGUUUUAUAGUUCACCUUAGGAUGUAAAAAGAGUAGAUUAACGAUGGAAAAGGAAGAAACUGAUUAUAAAGUUUCGUUUUUUCUUUUAACUAUUAUAUAUGUUGGAAUAUCUAUUGGCUAGGAACUACUGCUGACUAGCUGAUGCCUUUAUUUAAGGAGUUGAACUUUACAAAUCUUUUUAGCUCUUUAACAGAGGGGUGUCGUAGAUAUGAUGUCUGACAAAACAUGGAUGGAUUAACUUCAUGAUUUAGGUACAAGCUAUUGAGAGGUGGCUUUCUGUAAAUCUUGCUAGAUAAGUGGUAUUUAUAUCUGUAUUAUAAAACACUGAAAAAAAUAGAUGUUUGUCUUUAUUCAGCCAUGACUAACUUUUCGUUAAUGAACAGUUACCUCAACGUUACGCUGCACUGCUCACAUAACACUUCCUAAUCAUUUCAUUCACCCUAACCUAAGAAAAGUACACUCUGGAGCUCCAAAUAUACAUUCAACAGCCAUCCACAUCUGUUAACCAAGAAAAAGAAAGAUGCGGAAGGUGUUCAUAGGAAAUAUUGGUAACUAACUGAUACUUUUCUUUGUUUAGUCUGAUUUAUAUGCCUAACAAAAAAUAAUGGUAAAAUGUAACCAGCCAUGGUUCAUGUAUUUUAAGUAGUUUUCAAUGAAAACAUUUUCAACAAGAAAAGUGAGAUCUAUGGUUCCCAUGGUAUUGCAACUCAUCUUUUUACAUAUAUAUAUAUAUACAUAUAUAAACCAAAUACCGAGUGUCCAUUAAGUCUGGAGAUUUAUGUGAAAAUAUAGUCAAAAUUACAGAUAUGUACGUUCUCAGUUCAUUCACGUUAAAUACAGUUAAGAACAGCUGGUAUGAUUUCCGCACAUUUAAGUGUAACAGGAGCAGGUUGCUUUAUAUAUUUUCCAACCUCCCUGCAGCCCUACUUUUUAUUUUCUAUUACUUAUCAAAACAAUCUCAACACGUUCGUUUAUUGCUACUGCUGUGAUUCAAAACAGUGUCACGCCUGAAACAGACAAGAGACAAUAAAUAUGCAAAUUUUCCAAUGUGUUCAGACUUAACGGACUCCUGUGAAGUUUUACCAUAAAGCAGAGAUGCGGGGGAAUACGAUACCAUGGGAAAUUGAUUUAAAAAGAAAUCCCUUUACUUAGCUUUGAUUAUGUUCAAUAAUAGAUGCAAGACUGCUCACUUUGUAUUUCAUUUUGUAAAGUGAUUUAAAUAAUGAAUGAUUUAAAAAACUGUUACUGUUUUGUUACAUUACAAUUUUGUGUUUCAGUAAUAACAUAAGUAUGCGGUUUAAAGUUUCAGCGAAAAAAUAUGUAUUAUUGCAGCAUUCAUUGUUAGAUAGUUUGGUAAUGGAAAUAUUUAUGAAUAUUUUACAAUCUAAACUCAAUGAAAAUUGUCUUAAACGGAAAUGAACAAAAGAAAAGAAAAAUAGAUAAGGAGCGUUUUAUUAACAGCAUCAGAUCCUGAUCUUGAAUUUUGAGAUUUGUAUCACAUUCUUCAUCUCAUUAAGAAUUUUGCUCAUAAGACAUUAUCCACUGUAAUAGACAAAGAGAAUUUCUACCGUGAGUUUCAUAUUUCCAAAACAUUUGUACCAAUGUUGUCGUAUUUUGAACUGGCUCUAUGACUGCAUUAUUAAUAGAGUGUGAUUUGAGGUUAAUAAAAUCGGCGUACAAAGGUAUUUUUA
Molecule: messenger RNA, 10737 nt
Organism: Limulus polyphemus (Atlantic horseshoe crab)
Lineage: Eukaryota; Metazoa; Arthropoda; Merostomata; Xiphosura; Limulidae
Product: serine-rich adhesin for platelets-like
Exons: 13
Coding region: 272-5620 (1782 amino acids)
Molecular function (GO): protein binding
Source: RefSeq, a predicted model, not a curated record